This is a messenger RNA of Phodopus roborovskii (desert hamster), 5442 nucleotides long. RefSeq names its product protocadherin alpha-C2. Gene Ontology annotation, molecular function: calcium ion binding. The record is from RefSeq and is a predicted model, not a curated record. Gene Ontology annotation, biological process: homophilic cell-cell adhesion. The transcript is spliced from 5 exons. Gene Ontology annotation, cellular component: plasma membrane. Lineage: Eukaryota; Metazoa; Chordata; Mammalia; Rodentia; Cricetidae. The coding region runs from base 165 to 3017 and encodes 950 amino acids.
ACAGUCCAAAGGAAAAAAAUCAUUUCCAUUCUUCCCGGAAAGCUGUAUCCACCAUCCCGAAUCUGAACAAUGGAGGAUGCAGAGGCGAUGGACUGACGAAUUAGAAGAAUUCUCCUAUCUCUGAGAGUGGAUCCCUAAUCAGAACAAAGCACUGUGCACUUGAGAUGGAAGUUUCCUGGGGAAGUGGCCAGGAAUCAAGGCGCCUGCUGCUCUCUUUUCUGCUCCUCGCAGCCUGGGAGGCGGGGAACAGCCAGCUCCACUACUCCGUCCCCGAGGAGGCCAAACACGGCACCUUCGUGGGCCGCAUCGCUCAGGACCUGGGGCUGGAGCUGGCAGAGCUGGUGCCCCGCCUGUUCAGGGUGGCGUCCAAGGACCGCGGGGACCUUCUGGAGGUAAAUCUGCAGAAUGGCAUUUUGUUUGUGAAUUCUCGGAUCGACCGGGAGGCGCUGUGCGGGCGGAGCGUGGAGUGUAGCAUCCACCUGGAGGUGAUCGUGGACCGGCCGCUGCAGGUUUUCCACGUGGAGGUGGAGGUGAGGGACAUUAACGACCACCCUCCGAUGUUCUCAGCAACACAAAAGAAUCUGUUCAUUGCAGAAUCAAGAGCUCUUGGCACUCAGUUUCCACUAGAGGGUGCAUCAGAUGCUGAUAUCGGAAUCAAUGCUAUGCUGACUUACAGGCUAAGUCCCAACGACUAUUUUUCGUUGGAGAAACCAUCAGACGAUGAACGGAUAAAAGGUCUUGGGCUUGUAUUACGAAAAUCCUUAGACCGAGAGGAAACUCCAGAGAUUUUUUUAGUGCUCACAGCCACCGAUGGAGGCAAACCCGAGCUGACUGGCACUGUUCAGAUACACAUCACGGUGCUGGAUGCCAAUGAUAAUUCUCCAGUCUUUGACAAACCUCUCUAUGCUGUGAAAUUACCAGAAAACGUACCAGAUGGAACAGUGGUAAUCAAAGUCAAUGCCUCAGAUUUAGACGAAGGCUUGAAUGGGGACGUUAUGUAUUCCUUUUCUACAGAUAUUUCACCAGAUGUGAAACGCAAAUUCCACAUAGAUCCAGUUACAGGACAGAUUACUGUAAAGGGAUACAUUGAUUUUGAAGAAUGCAAAUCCUAUGAAAUUCUUAUAGAGGGCAUUGACAAAGGACAACUCCCUCUCUCCGGACAUUGUAGAGUUAUUGUAGAAAUUGAAGACAUCAAUGAUAAUGUCCCAGCUUUGGAAUUCAAAUCUCUGUCCCUUCCAAUCCUAGAGAAUGCUCCAGUGGGCACAGUCAUUGCACUCAUCAGUGUGUCUGAUCGGGACAUGGGUGUCAACGGGCAGGUGACCUGCUCCCUGAGCCCUCAUGUCCCCUUCAAGCUGGUGUCCACCUUCAAGAAUUAUCAUUCACUUGUGCUGGCCAGCGCCCUGGACCGAGAGACCACAGCUGGCUAUAAGGUGGUUGUGACCGCCCGCGAUGGGGGCUCGCCCUCGCUGUGGGCCACAGCCAGCGUGUCCGUGGAGGUGGCUGACGUGAACGACAACGCGCCCGCGUUCGCGCAGCCCGAAUACACGGUGUUCGUGAAGGAGAACAACCCGCCUGGCGCGCACAUCUUCACGGUGUCGGCCAUGGAUGCGGAUGCACAGGAGAACGCGCUGGUGUCCUACUCUCUGGUGGAGAGGAGGGUGGGCGAGCGCUUGCUGUCGAGCUUCGUGUCUGUGCACGCGGAGAGCGGCAAGGUGUUCGCGCUGCAGCCUCUGGACCAUGAGGAGCUGGAGCUGCUGCAGUUCCAGGUGAGCGCGCGGGAUGCUGGUGUGCCUGCCCUGGGCAGCAAUGUGACUCUGCAGGUGUUUGUGCUGGACGAGAACGACAAUGCACCGGUGUUGCUUGGGUCUGGGAUGGGAGGUGCAGAUGGAGUGUUUAAUCAGUUGUUGCCUAGAUCUGUGGAUCCUGGUCAUGUGGUGGCGAAGGUGCGCGCAGUAGACGCAGACUCUGGUUACAAUGCUUGGCUGUCUUAUGAGCUGCAGUCUUGGCCAGGCACUACGCGCAGCCCAUUCCGUGUAGGCCUAUACACUGGCGAGAUAAGCACCACAAGGGCCCUGGACGAGGGAGAUGGGACUAGACAGCGCCUGCUGGUGCUGGUGAAGGACCACGGUGAGCCUCAGAUGACUGCCACAGUCACCGUGAUGGUGUCUCUAGUGGAAAAUGGCCAGGCACCAAAGGUCUCAUCGCGGUCUUCUGUAGGUGCUACUGUGCCAGAAUCAUCCUUAGUGGAUGUCAACGUGUACCUGAUCAUCGCCAUCUGUGCGGUGUCCAGCCUGUUGGUGCUCACACUGCUGCUGUACACCGCGGUGCGCUGCUCAGCUGCGCCCACAGGGGGCGUUUGCGAACCAGGGAAGCCGGUGCUGGUGUGCUCCAGUGCGGUGGGGACCUGGUCAUACUCGCAGCAGAGGCGGCAGAGGGUGUGUUCUGGAGAGGGUCCUCCCAAAGCCGACCUCAUGGCCUUCAGCCCGGGUCUACCUCCAUGUCCUGGAUCUGCAGAUGGAUUGGGAGAGCCAUCUGUUUCUUUGGACUCCCAUGAGAAGCCCCGACAGCCCAACCCUGAUUGGCGUUACUCUGCCUCACUAAGAGCAGGCAUGCACAGCUCUGUGCACCUGGAGGAGGCUGGCAUUCUACGAGCUGGUCCAGGAGGGCCUGAUCAGCAGUGGCCAACGGUAUCCAGUGCAACACCAGAACCUGAGGCGGGAGAGGUGUCCCCUCCAGUGGGUGCUGGUGUCAACAGCAACAGCUGGACCUUUAAAUACGGACCAGGCAACCCCAAACAGUCCGGUCCCGGUGAGUUGCCAGACAAAUUCAUUAUCCCAGGAUCUCCUGCAAUCAUCUCCAUCAGGCAGGAGCCUGCUAGCAACCAAAUUGACAAAAGCGACUUUAUAACCUUCGGCAAAAAGGAGGAGACCAAGAAAAAGAAGAAAAAGAAGAAGGGUAACAAGACCCAGGAAAAAAAAGAGAAAGGGAACAGUACGACCGAUAACAGUGACCAGUGAGGCCACCAAAUGGAAACAAGCCACUUAGCCAGUUUUUGUAAUAAUGGCAAAUCUCUCCCAUGUAGCAACUCCCUGCUCCUUUCUCCUAUGACAUGAGCCCUCUUAGAGACCUCAGAAAUCUGCAGAAAGUUCCCUGUGUCUGUCUUGAUCGAAUUGAACAGGUUUUGUCUUAAAAGCUUUCCUAAGUCUGGUGUUAACUCUUUCUCUCCACUCUGGCUUGUUUUCAGAACCUAAAAAGCAGACCCAAGUUUCCUUUCUCCUCCGCCGCAAAGGAGAGGCUUCCCAGCCCCGCCAGUGAGAGUUGGACUCUCUGCCCUGUGCUUCAGGCAUCUUGAUGACAUUUGCAGGGCAGUGAAAGGUAUUCAGGUUGAGCAGUUUGGGUGUUUGUGGUCACUGGAUAUACGUAGCUACCAUGAGCGUUCAAGAGCCUGAUACUGGCUGGGAUGGUUCAAAUUAGACUAGUUGACACAAGAAAGGCUGGGAAACAAAGAUACAGAAACAAUUGGAGUCUUUGGUCUGGAGGGGGAAAUGUGAAACCAAAAGGGACCAGACUUUCUCAACUCAAGGUGUGGUGGUCAUCUGCUAGCUGACAAAACCACCACCACUGACCAAGCUUUAGGAGUCCCUCAAAUCUGUUGGCUAUGUAUCGCUACACUCAAAACCUGUGUUAUGCACACAAGCCAGCAGUUCAAGUGUUUAACAGAGGGCCAGCCAGGGCAACAGAAGCAGACCUGAUGUGUUUCCUGUACAUGUCCUUGUGCUCACACUAUUAAAAAUUCUUUUGCACACAAUAUUUAUGAGAAGGACACAUCCUUUUCCAACAACACAUAUGCAAAAGCAAAAGAAACACCCAAACACCUCACUUUAUGCUGUUUGUUGUUUGAUAGAUUUAUUUAAAAAGAGAAAAUCUAUAGUUAUAAAUCUUUAAAGAAAUAUGAUAAACACAAUUCCCCCAACUCCCCUCAAAAGAGAAUCCAGUCUACAGCCAUUUAAAAUGAUCAUUGCUGCUACAGAAGUGCUUUAAGAGAAUUGCCUGGAACAUCUGUAUUAUACCGGCCACCUGCCAAUCACAGCUUUACUCUUUCAGGUCACUCUGGGGCUGCCUCUUGCAUGUAUUAAUUACUAAGUAAAAGGAUCUUUCUCUCUUUUCUAAGAAAAAUGAUGUGCACUUUGAUUACACAACCUUCUCUAACCCACUAUAUCAAGAUCCAGAAACUGAAGAAAAAUAUCGUUUUCUCAUACAUACAGUGAGCAGAUUUUUUUCAUUCCUCUGAUCCUGUGAUUGUCUCGGUGUGAUAGCCUACACCUUUGCCUUGUUUAGUUUUCCUUUUCUAUAACACUCUGAAUUGCUAACCUUACUAACACCUAUGAUGUUACCUGAAUCAAUCUCCCAUAUGUAUGCUGUAUGCUAUUAUAAGACUCCUGAGAUAUACUUACUCUGUGCUUGUGUAUGUGAAUGUUAAUGCAACUAUUACCUAGAGUGAACUUUAAGCUUUAUUGUUGAAUGUAAGCCCAUUAUAUUUCCUUUUGUACACCUGUGGAAAAGUGAAAUAGUGUUUUUUUUUAAACCAUUGUUAAUCAGCUUUUGUGUAUGAAAGACACAGUAAAAUUUCUUUCUUAAAUCAAGAUGCUGGUGAUUCAAGGAAUUUUAUUUAUGGUCAGCCAAGGGCUGUCUCUUGCCAAGACUCCUGCUGGCAAGGGAAAGGAUAAAGUUGUUUUUUUUCUAGUAACAAUUCUGGAAUAAAUACUGAAGAAAGUCCCUGAGGGUAUGCAAGCACAAAAUUGUACCAAUCUGACCUCUUUGAAUUUGUAGAUUCCUUUGAAAUGCUAUCUGGAAUAUCAGCUCAUAGAAAGUAAUAAAAUUUACUGUUACCAUUAAAUAAGACAUUUUAAGUUUGUUGUGCACAACUUAGAAGUUUGAUUAAUUAUAUUAUCUAUUUAAAGUUAAUAUAAAAAAGUAGGAGUCUGUUUUAAAAGGCAUAAAAAUCUAAAAACAAAAUAACCAAAAAAAAAAAAAAAAAAAAAACAAAACAAAACAAAAAAAAACCUGUCUUGUCUUUUAGCUUCAUUCUCCCAUAUUUUGAAGGGUGUGUAACUUCAGCUCUGCAGGAUUGCAUGGGGUAAAACUGUUGACAACACAUGUGAACCAUUGCUACAUUGUAGGUUGUGAUCAUUUUGCCCCACUGAAGCCCAUGUAACUGACCUUACGUGCCUUUUGAACUAGGAGAAUCGGGCUAAUUUAUUAAUGCUGAUAACUAUAAUGUAUAUGUACAGCACUUUUUAAAUUUAUGAAGUGCUUUCCAGUUCGUGUUAGUUACUAGUUAUUACAGCUGUAAGGAUAAAACACGUCAUGUGGAUUCAUUUUUAAUUGGUGCUAUUGGUAUUUCCUCUGUUAUUGCUAAUAAAUGGAAACGGUGGUGUGAAA